AUGACAAAUUACUGGGUGCUUCUCUCAGGCUACAUUAUCACCUUUCUAAUCGGCCUGCCCGCCAACAUCCUGGCCGUUUACGCCUUCGUCCUGAAGCUCAGCAACAAUCCCACUUCCUCGGGCGUCCUCCUGCUGAACCUGACCGUCUCCGAUCUUCUCUUUCUGCUCUUUCUGCCACUGAAGAUGCACGAGGCGGCGCUGGGCCUUCAGUGGAACUUAUCCCAAGUCCUGUGCUCUAUCAUGUCUUUUGUCUUUUUCACCACCAUUUACACAAGCUCUCUGGUGCUGAUGGCGGUCAGCGUCGACCGCUACCUGGCAGUGGGCUUUCCCAUAGCCUACAUGAAGUUUCGCAAGGUCGUCUACGGCGUCAUCGGUGCCGUUUUCAUCUGGACGUUCAGCGCGGCUCACUGCACGAUCGUCUUCAUUGUCGUCCACAUGAGUGGACAAAACCACACGCAGGCCAACGGCACCUGUUACGACGACUUUUCAGACGAUCAAAAACGAGUGCUGCUUCCGGUGCGCUUGGAGUUUUUCGUGGUCAUUUUUUUUAUUCCUCUUUGCGUGUGCCUGUUCUGCUACCUUAACUGCAUCUGGAUCCUGUACCACAGGCCCCUCAUAUCAAAGGAGAAGAAACAGAGGGCCAUCGGGAUGGCGCUGGGCACCUUGAGCGUGUUCCUGGUUUGCUUCUUGCCCUAUAACUUGUCUCAUCUGAUAGGCUACAGUACUAACGUCAGCCCAUCCUGGAGGCCCUAUGCACUGCUCCUGAGCACCUUCAAUACCUGCCUGGACCCCAUCAUCUUCUACUUCUCGUCCAGCAUGUAUCGCAAAACCACCAAGUUCUCCUUAAAAAGUGUUUUCUCCUUUUGGUGCCAAAAACCAAGAACCUGA
Trichomycterus rosablanca is the source of this 888-nucleotide messenger RNA. RefSeq names its product free fatty acid receptor 3-like. Gene Ontology annotation, cellular component: plasma membrane. The coding region runs from base 1 to 888 and encodes 295 amino acids. The record is from RefSeq and is a predicted model, not a curated record. Gene Ontology annotation, molecular function: G protein-coupled receptor activity. Gene Ontology annotation, biological process: cellular response to fatty acid; G protein-coupled receptor signaling pathway. The transcript has a single exon. NCBI's taxonomy places the organism in Eukaryota, Metazoa, Chordata, Actinopteri, Siluriformes, Trichomycteridae.